Messenger RNA from Erigeron canadensis, 837 nucleotides. Its product is annotated as acyl carrier protein 1, chloroplastic-like. Lineage: Eukaryota; Viridiplantae; Streptophyta; Magnoliopsida; Asterales; Asteraceae. The transcript is spliced from 4 exons. Bases 104 to 511 code for a protein of 135 amino acids. Gene Ontology annotation, biological process: fatty acid biosynthetic process. The record is from RefSeq and is a predicted model, not a curated record. Gene Ontology annotation, molecular function: phosphopantetheine binding; acyl carrier activity.
UAUCAUAAAAACAUAUUUAAUAAUUCAACUACUUACAUCACACACACACACACGUAUUCAUCGUUCCCUCCGCCGAUUCGUCUAAAACCACCGGAUCGGAUCCAUGGCGGCGUUCACCAGCAAUCUUAUGUCUCCUUCACACCUUGCAUGCCAAGCUUUGGCACCAACCAGAGUAUCUGGUCUGAAGAUGGUUUCUUUUAGCAAUUCAGGAAGAAGCAAUCUCCCAUUGUCAUUCCGUCGUCUUCAAGUUUCAUGUGCUGCCAAGCCAGAGACAGUGGACAAAGUAUGCGGCAUCGUUAGAAAACAGCUCGCUCUUAAAGAUGACAUUGCAGUUACCGGUGAAUCAAAAUUUGCCUCACUAGGAGCUGAUUCUCUUGACACGGUUGAGAUUGUGAUGGGGCUUGAGGAAGAGUUUGGUAUCACAGUCGAAGAAGAGAGUGCACAGAGCAUUGCCACUGUUCAGGAUGCAGCAGAUCUUAUCGAGAAGCUCUGUGAGAAAAACAGUGCAUAAUCAAUGAAAAUUUCAUGAAUAGAAAGAUUUUUGUCUUUCUCUGUUACUGUUCUGGUCGAAUGUGUUUCUGUGUGUGCGGGUCGUUGUUUUUGUUUUCGUUUUUGUUUUAGUGGGUAUGCUUGUAAUAGGUCUACGAUGCUCCUUCUAAAAGAAAGAACUCAGAUUUAUGUAUGUUGAGGUUUGUCCGUGCUGUACUGUAAUGGUUCCCUAGUUCUCAUGUGACUUAACGAGUCUUGUCAACAGGUUUCUUUUGAAACUGAUUUGGCCGUGUUGUAAAAAUUUUAUUUAAUUUUCCUAUAUGAAUAAUUAUACCUUUUUCUCUCUCA